Colossoma macropomum (tambaqui) is the source of this 3010-nucleotide messenger RNA. It is a transcript of the gene prpsap1, whose product is annotated as phosphoribosyl pyrophosphate synthetase-associated protein 1. Gene Ontology annotation, cellular component: cytoplasm; ribose phosphate diphosphokinase complex. The record is from RefSeq and is a predicted model, not a curated record. Bases 259 to 1368 code for a protein of 369 amino acids. Gene Ontology annotation, molecular function: ribose phosphate diphosphokinase activity; magnesium ion binding. NCBI's taxonomy places the organism in Eukaryota, Metazoa, Chordata, Actinopteri, Characiformes, Serrasalmidae. The transcript is spliced from 11 exons. Gene Ontology annotation, biological process: 5-phosphoribose 1-diphosphate biosynthetic process; purine nucleotide biosynthetic process.
GGCCGCUCGGGACGGAGAGUGAGAGAGCGGUUGUUUGGCAACAAACUCCUCAGCGUCUAACGCUCCUGCGUGUGUUAGUUAGUUAACCUAGCGUUCACCGUUUUAAUGACAGGAGUUGGUAAUUUAGACGUUUCGUCGCGUUUGAAGGUCUCUUGGUAAAAAAAGACAAAAACGUAACUGGUCAGCAGGAAAAGAGUCCCGCUCUCAGUUUAUUCGUAUUGUUAAGUGUUAGCACGACAUAGCUAACAAACUUUGAGAAUGAACGUCCCGAAAAGCGGUUAUCGCGUCUUCUCAGCCAACUCUACGCCUGCAUGUACCGAGCUUGCUAAGAAGAUUACCGAGCGCCUUGGAGUGGAGUUGGGGAAGUCUGUGGUUUACCAGGAGGCUAACAGAGAGACCAGAGUUGAUGUUAAAGAGUCUGUUAGAGGCCAGACGAUCUUCAUCAUCCAGACAAUUCCCAGAGAUGUUAACACUGCUAUCAUGGAGCUGCUGGUCAUGGCGUAUGCCCUCAAGACCUCUUGUGCCAAAAACAUAAUUGGAGUCAUCCCAUACUUUCCCUACAGUAAGCAGUGUAAGAUGAGGAAGAGGGGAUCCAUAGUGUGUAAACUGUUGGCAUCCAUGCUGGCCAAAGCAGGUUUGAGUCACAUCAUCACCAUGGACCUCCAUCAGAAAGAGAUCCAGGGUUUCUUCAGUUUCCCUGUGGACAACCUCCGUGCCUCUCCGUUUCUUCUACAGUACAUUCAAGAAGAGGUCCCUGAUUACAGAAAUGCCAUCAUUGUUGCAAAGUCCCCCUCUGCUGCAAAAAGGGCUCAGUCCUACGCGGAGAGGCUACGUCUAGGCCUGGCCGUCAUUCACGGGGAGGCCCAGUGCUCUGAAUCGGACAUGGCCGAUGGACGGCACUCUCCUCCCUGCGUCCGCAACACCUUCGGCCAUCCCGGCCUGGAGCUGCCAUGCAAGCAACAAGCUCCGUUCCCAGGCAUAGAGCUCCCAAUAAUGAUGGCCAAGGAGAAACCGCCCAUCACGGUGGUGGGAGAUGUUGGAGGGCGCAUCGCCAUCAUUGUUGAUGACAUCAUAGAUGAUGUAGAGGAUUUUGUGGCAGCAGCAGAGAUUCUGAAGGAAAGAGGAGCCUAUAAGAUCUACAUCAUGGCCACUCAUGGCCUGCUGUCCGCUGACGCUCCGCGUCUCAUCGAGGAGUCUGCCAUAGACGAGGUGGUAGUGACCAACACCGUCCCGCAUGAAGUGCAGAAGCUGCAGUGCCCGAAGAUCAAGACGGUGGACGUCAGCAUGAUUCUGGCCGAAGCCAUCCGCCGCAUCCAUAACGGAGAAUCAAUGGCUUACCUGUUCCGCAACAUCACUGUAGACGAUUAGGCGUCAAGCAGCUUUGCGCUUGCAUUGGAGGUGAGGUCUUUCCAAAGAGCUGAGGAUGCUCUCUCUCUCUCCUCUCCUAAACAUGCUAGGAGUGCCAAGUAUUACAAAACACAACUAUUUAAACAAUAAAACAAACUUAUUUUAUUUAAAAAUCUGUCUGAAUAGAAGUGCUUAAGGGAGAAAUAGAGCUUUGAGUUAAAUUUUAGGAACCUUACCAUUGUGUCUGAAUGCAAGUAUCCCUUCUUUACUCUUAUACAAUCAGUUAAUCUGUGCAGCAGUCAUUGACUGCGGCAAUACCUCUUAUAUGCAAAAGUGUUGAAUAUUAUUCCAUUCAUUUGCACUCAUUCAUUUGUAUUCCCUCCAUUAAUUGUAUGUUGUAUUCGCUCCUCAAUAUUUGCUUGCUUAAAUAGUCUGCCAAGUGAAGGCAUUUGUUUAAACAUUAUGUCCAGUACUUGAAGGACCCUAAAUGUGUUGUGUGCAAGAGUAGCUGCUUGCUUGCUGUUUAUUUUAUACAGCUUUCUUAAUAUUAAGUCUAGUAUCUGCACUUGAGCCAAAAUGCCCUAAAACUAUUAGAGUAUUGGGUGAGCUGAUUCAUUUUUGAGAGUGCUUUGCUGAUUCAUUCCUUAAGAGUGCUGUGCACGUAAUCCCAAAGUUAAGGGAACAAAACUUUGUGUCUGAAAUGUGUUGUGUCUGUCCUGUCAUCUCAGUUGAUGUGUGCUAGGGUACACCUGGUUUUCAAAGUUUUAAAGGGAUACCCAAGAAAUGCAGUUUAUGGCACGAAGCGUGGCGUUAUUGAAGCUGAUGUCUGUAGCAUGUGAAUGAAACUGACCCAUGCACUAGUGAAUGUUUACGUUUGCCUUUAGAUUGAGACACAGUAUCGUCAUAGCUCAGGUUGUUUGAUUGUUAACCAUAAAGCAAAGUGACAUGGGAUGUAUAGAUAGUCUUAAGACCGUAAAAUCACAUGGCAUGGGCCAACCUGUGUUCCAUGCCUGGCAGCUGAUUCACAACAAUAACUAUGCCGACACACCAGACCACAGUAAUAAAGGGAAAACUGUUUAAGAAAAGCUUGCUUUAGUUGUUCACAAGACAGGUUUAUAUAAUUAAUGAUAGCAUACCCAGUUUAUGUAUGCUAACAGAGCCAUUAAGUUCAUGGAGGUUUUAGUGUGCAGUUUCAUUCCAUCCAAGGCCAAAACGUGCAUGACCGCAGUGUUCUUACAUCCUGACACUGAGGCCUCUUAUUGCUCUGCCAUCACGCCGUUCCUUGUGAGUGAAAAGUCUUUCUGUGCGCACGUGGUCUACGCGGUGUUCCUCACCAUACCUUCCCUUUCACAUCCACUUCCAGUUCUGAUGGUGGAUGACAUUCAGCCAGGCGGGUGCAUGCUUGGCAUGUGAGUUGCUUGGGCGUCUUUGAGAGCAAUAGUGGUUGCUAUGGCAACCGUGCUCAAAGCUGGAUUAAUUUGUUUUUUAUUAUUAUUAUUAUUAUUAUUAUUAUUAUUAUUGUUAUUAUUAUUAUUUUCCCAUGCAGCGCAUUUUUGCUCUGCAUUCCAACACUUCUAAUCAAAGUUUUUGUUUGUGAUGUUACGUAUGUCACUGCUGUUGAUUUGUAAACCAUAUUUUUGUAAAUAAAGACUGUUGAACGCUU